Encephalitozoon cuniculi GB-M1 is the source of this 807-nucleotide messenger RNA. RefSeq lists its product as uncharacterized. The coding region runs from base 1 to 807 and encodes 268 amino acids. NCBI's taxonomy places the organism in Eukaryota, Fungi, Microsporidia, Unikaryonidae. The transcript has a single exon. The record is from RefSeq and is marked provisional.
AUGAACACCACACACGUUCCAGAGCCGCACAGAACAGAGCAACACACCGAGAACCUGCAACACUGGAGGAAGAUCCUCGGUAUUGCUCCAAUCGUGUCAAUUGCAUUCCCAGCCAUCAUGUACUUCAUCUUCACCAAAGACAGUUUUGAAGAUAGCCUUUUCCUCAGAUUCAUCACAAUACUCCUCUCCUUUUCAUACUCAGCAGUACAGUAUGCCGUACUACUCCACACCAACUGGAAGUCACAUAACAAACCAGAGGGCAUCCUGCACACCACAUUAUACUACACCCUCAAUCUCCUGCUUCUUGCAUUUUCCAUCAUCUCCAUCCUUUCAAUCACUACACUCCCCAUUAAUAAAUGGAAAAAUGAUGGUGGUCCAAUUUUAUUUUCUAUCUUCCUUCCCCCUCUCUUCAUGUCACCUGCCUAUCUCCUCUCCACCUCCUGCCGCCUUGUUCCAGGACAGAUUGGAUUCACAGACACCGGUAUCAACGUCCUUAUCGACAUCCUGACACUACUAUGCUCUGUAGGAAGUCUAUUACUUAUCUUAGAAGAAUCCGAGUAUUGUUAUUGCUUUGCAAUCAUAUCUUCUAUACUCAUCCUGAUACGAUUGCUCGGGGAGAAGCUCUCUCCAGAGAAACAGAGCCCUCCCCCUACUGCACCAUGGAGAAUCGCGGUCUUUGUCCUUAUACUCAUCUUUGCUGCUCUCAUCUACGCAUUUAUGAUGUGGGUAUCUAUCGACAUCCUAAGUGAUCACUUUGACCUGCUUACCAAGGCAAGAAGUACCUCAGUAUCAAAACCUGGUCAAUAA